Delphinapterus leucas (beluga whale) is the source of this 576-nucleotide messenger RNA. The record is from RefSeq and is a predicted model, not a curated record. NCBI's taxonomy places the organism in Eukaryota, Metazoa, Chordata, Mammalia, Artiodactyla, Monodontidae.
AUGGGGGAGAAGUGGGCAAGAAGCGAUAGAGCCGCGAUUGGGGCUGGGCUGUCCCUCUUCAUCCUCCUGACCCUCCUCGCCAGCUCACAGGGAACAGGGUCAGAAAUGACUUUGCAACUGAAGAUGAAGGACUCCUUUCUGUCAAAUUCCUCCUAUGAUUCCAGCUUCCUGGGACUGCUCAAGAAGCUCUGCUCCCUCCUCCACCUCCCAUCAGGGACCAAUGUCACCCUGCAUCAUGCAGGAUCCCCACACCACGUCACCUGCAAAGUCUGAGUGCGGUCGAAGCCUGUGCCCUUCUUGGCUGGGGCAUCCCGUCCCCGGGGUGCAGGUGCAAUGCCUGACCCCGUCUUCCAGCAGGCCCUCACCCUGCUGAGUGGCAGUAAAUAUGCUGAGCUCAGCGACUUGACUUUGUGGGUUCAUGAGCAGAAGGGCCGGCAGCAAAAUGGAAUUGGACACUCAAGUCUCUGACUCUCCCUUGUUAAGCAGAGGGUUUCCAGGGUGGGUGCUCUCUCUCCUAACACCAGUGUCAAAGGCCAGAAGGAAUCUGGGGAAUUAACUGCUUGGACACACACACAC